This is a messenger RNA of Drosophila busckii, 639 nucleotides long. RefSeq names its product male-specific protein scotti. The record is from RefSeq and is a predicted model, not a curated record. The transcript has a single exon. Bases 127 to 600 code for a protein of 157 amino acids. Lineage: Eukaryota; Metazoa; Arthropoda; Insecta; Diptera; Drosophilidae. Gene Ontology annotation, biological process: sperm individualization.
UCACUUUAACAACGCAGCACACAAAACUAACGAAAAUAUAAAAGCAACAAAAAAAAAAAGGGCUCUAAUUUCCUAACAGCAGACACAUUUAACUGCCGUAUUUAGUUAGUUACUCUUGAAUAACAAAUGGCGCAGCGUCCAGUUGAUCAGCUGUUGCAUUUGCAGCUGCCCGAUGUGAAUGUGGAGCUGGUCAAUGUCAUCAAUUUGCCAGACGGCGAUGGCGAUGGCGAUGCACCCAAUGACAACUUCGAGCGGCAUUUGGAUGAGGCGCAAAUGCAGGCCAUACGCGCUGAGAAUCCACAAGUGGCCAUGUUCCUGGACGCACCGCAUGAGCCGCCCAUUGAGCUGCACCACAUGCUGGAGCCGGUGAACGGGAACGUGCCUCAGCGGCCGCGCAAGAAACGCAGCUUUCUGACCAUCUCAAAGCCAUUUCAUGCGCAGCCGGAGAGAUGCGCUCUCAUCGCAGAUGGCUGGCGGGCCAUCCAGUGCGUACGGCCGGAGCAACGCUGCGAAUACUUUAUCAACUACAUGGACGAGCAUUUGAACACUCGAAACUAUCCCAACGGCGAUGGCCUGCCCACACGUUGGGGUCAGUAUUAAACGCACACACACACACACAAACUCAGAAUAAAAUGCGCU